AUGUGGCCAGGAGGGGAAGUGGGAGACGGUGGGUUGGGGGGGGGAAAACACACAGCGGGAGACAUGGGGUCGUCAGGUAGGGCGCAAGGGGCGGUGGGGUUUAGACAUCGAAGUACGGUGUGGGCAACGAGAGAGAGUCGUGGAGAGAAGAGAACAAAAAAACAACCAAAGAAAGGAACAACGAGAGCGAAAUAG
Prunus armeniaca (apricot) is the source of this 195-nucleotide messenger RNA. The record is from the annotation of a GenBank genome assembly. NCBI's taxonomy places the organism in Eukaryota, Viridiplantae, Streptophyta, Magnoliopsida, Rosales, Rosaceae.